AUGGGGAAGCGUCCAAGCACCGGCGGGCAAGCUCCCAAGCGCAAGGUGUCCAAGGGUGAUGUUGCAGUUGCGCCUCCAGUAGAGGACGCGGCUUCGGAACAUAGCUGGUGGCCUCACCUGCAGACCUUCAUGGACGAGGCGCUGAAGGAUGGGCGCCCUGCGGACGAGUACCUUUCAGAGCGGUUCCCAACAGAGGCCGCACGUCAGGAGUUGGCGCAGAAGCUGGAAGGGAACUUCCCAGCGCCCGUGCCGCUCAGCUCCGACUACAAGCCUGGCCUGAAACACUUUGCCGUUUGGCAGAUCUGCUGGAGCAAGCACGCCGGCCACAAAGGGUUUGUUGCCUCUCCAGAGUUGCGCACACUCGUGCAGUUGGUGCUUCUGCAUGGACCAAAGACUAAUGGCGCCGAGAUGGCAGGUGUGGAAUACAUGGUCUUGCAGCCACUCGUGAAAGAGUACUUCCCCUCUGGGUGGAGCACGGCCGUGCACCAGAACCAUCCUAAAGCCUAUGAGGCCCAAUCCGUGGCUUUUACGAAAGGCUGGACCAGAGGUCUAGCUUUCGUUCUGGCCGCUAUCUUCCUUAUGGACCAGGAAAUCCUUGAGGAUUACAAGUCCAAGCAGCCGGACCAGUUUGCCCGCUUCUGCCUCCUCCACGGCACAGUGACGCGGGAGUUCGGCAACGAGCUGGACCGAAUUGCAGCUAACAGAGACCUGACGAUGGCAAGUGUAGCUACGCGCUCCAAGCCCAACGCGUUCAAUGCUCUCCACCAGCUUCGACGACGAACCGUUCAAGGCCAAAGCCUUCAGGACAUACUUGGAGCCUACUCCAGCUCCAAGAACACGAGACAGAGCAUUCUAGGAAUGUCCCCUGCGGAGUCGGCAGCAGUGGUAAAUCUGGUGAACCACCUUCCGGAGGCAGCUGUGCAGCUGCUCGAAAACGCAGCCCGCCAAUUUGGUAUGUUCAAGGGCGCAUUCAAUCACCAAUUCCUCGCUGCCCCGGAACUACGACUUCAACACGAGCCCAAGGUCAUGGCCAACGAAUGGCGUGCCAUGCUCCGCAAUGAUGAGGAAAGCAUCCUUCUAGCUAUCCGGCGCAUCCUCUUCUCCUAUGAGAACAGCCCUCCCGGGCUCAGGAAGGCUGCCGGCCAGCCAGACGCAGCCCGUAUGUGUCGCAACGCACGUUGCUGGGUUCUUUGCAAAGAGAAGAUCCAAGGGAAGCUGCCAGACUCCUUGUUCCAGGUUGAGGCGCCUAACUUAGACAACAUGUUCUUCAAGGGAAGCUUCGACGAAUGGUUGGACCGCCUCUGCGAGGAAUGCCCAGCAGAAAUUGAUGUGUCAGAGACACCGGAAGUGAAGCUACUUAUGGCGCGGCACCAGGACAGUCUGCAGAAGGAGACAUUGAAGAAGUCCGAGGCUGUUCGGCACCAGGUUGCCAUUGCGACCUUCAGCAAAAUGAACCACGACUUGGAAGAGGAUCAGAAGGCGUUGGAGGAAUGGGCAAAAGCCGAGCGGGCUCGCAAGAGCAGUUGGGAGAAUGUGGUCUUGACGCACAAGCGCAAACGCUACGUUCGGGGGCAGAAGGCUGUCAAGCACUACACUGAUGUGUACUUGCGGAUUCGUCAGAGUGAGCUGAAGUUCACAGAGAUGCAGCUGGCUGAGUGGCGCGCAGCGGUGGAUGCAGCCAGUGGUGUAGCCUCGGACGCAAGGUCUCUCUUGGUGAUAUUGGAUCUUAGCGUGACCGCUACGAAUGCAGAGAUUGAUGACCUGGUUGACACGGCCUGCAACCUGCUACACCAGAAUGGCAAUCAUGUCCUGCUGCUCUACAAGCCAGCAAGGUAUGGGGGGCAGAGCGUGAAAUCUCAGCUGAGCUCCCAGCGGCGCGUGGAGGAUCGUCUCCUUGCAAACGGGGUCAACAUGGAGUGUGAGGUCAGCUUGGCCUAUGAGGUUGCUAACCGGCAUGGCAAUGAUCGGCGACCGCUUGGAGGAAGAGUGCAACUCUGCUUUAGCGAUAAAGCUGGGCAAGAGACUACGCCAAGGCUGCUGCAGGGAAAGGGGGCACAGGGAAGUAUCACGGAUAUCCCUCUACUUCGAGCUCGGGAAAUGCGAAGGUUGCAGCCACCAGGUGAACUUGGGGAUGGUACCGAGGGCUACAACCUGUCCCCCGCCGCCCGCUGUGCCCACCGAGGCUCUGCUGCUGCGGAGAAAAUGAUUCAAUGCUUGCUGCAGGAUUCGGGGCUGGAUUCAGGGAACAACCAUCUGGACAUCCUCGAGCUCACCACAAGCAACACGGGGGAUUGGAGCGAAGCUUGUUUCAGGAUGCAGCUGAAAAAGCCUACAGACACGAAGCUGCCCUUCAUCUACCACCUGGGCCUCACUCGUGAAUCUGAUGCUGAGAAAGCCGUUCAAUCCCACAUGGAAGCUCUGCUUAUGCAAGAAUGGUGGCCCCUUCAGCCAGACGCCGGUCCUGCUGAGCCAGCCAACGCCAUGGGGACAGAGAAGCCGGAUCUCAUCCUGGGAAGCUUUGUGGACGGACGCCCGCAAAUCUCGGAUUUGGUUGCAGGCAAGUUUGAUGAGGACCACGGUUUAUCCCGUGCUGGACAGCAACCUCCCCGCGACACAGGGCACGAGUUCCACUACAAGUUCAAGAAGCGGUUGUUUACCGUGAAAGCUACACGACAGCUGCCAGCCCUGCGCGUGACGAAAGACUUCGCCUUGUACGCAAGCAAAGAUGAAACCCUGCACAAGGGUUCCAGCCUGGAUCUGGAACCCUGCGAGCUGUUCGGCUUCAACCUGGGCGAUAUGGCAAAGUCAGGGCAGCCCAUGGACGAGAAGACCAGCCUAGCCUGGAACCUUGUGGAUGACAUGAGCAAAGUUCUCUUUACGAGCUCGGCAGCCAACACAGAGGAAGCCGCAAAGACACUCAUGACGAUUUGCGAGGUCCGUUGGGACAGCUUCAAGCAAGACAUCCCGGACUUGGGUGUGCAGGGCUACAUGACCACCCCAAUCAUGAAGAAGCUCCCUGAUGGGAGCGAGCAGGAGGCGUUCAUGCGAUGCUCACUUGAGAAGGACACGCAGAACUACAUUGCCUACCACCCACAUGCCGUGCCUGACAGCCAGAUCGCAUCCGGGCAGCUGAAGCGUGGGCUCCUGGGAGCAACGUUUGGUGGCUGCUAUGAGAAAAUCUUGGGGUGCCCCUACUUGGAGGUGGUCUGGGAAUGUGUCUUGCAAAAAACCUCUCCAGCCAUGAUCAAGCCGCUGAAGCCCAAGUGCUACCUUGCUUGCCACACAUCCCUUGAACCUGAGAAGUACUACAAAUUGUUUUGA
Messenger RNA from Symbiodinium pilosum, 3321 nucleotides. The record is from the annotation of a GenBank genome assembly. Lineage: Eukaryota; Dinophyceae; Suessiales; Symbiodiniaceae.